Molecule: messenger RNA, 1596 nt
Organism: Fulvia fulva
Lineage: Eukaryota; Fungi; Ascomycota; Dothideomycetes; Mycosphaerellales; Mycosphaerellaceae
Exons: 5
Coding region: 1-1596 (531 amino acids)
Biological process (GO): transmembrane transport
Cellular component (GO): membrane
Molecular function (GO): transmembrane transporter activity
Source: RefSeq, a predicted model, not a curated record
AUGGCACCAUCCUCGCACAGCGUUCCGCAAGCUUUAAGUCGUAGCUCCGAUCUGACGAGAAACGAAUCUUUGCCUUUCAAGAUGACUACAGGUCCUAUGCGAGUCGAUCAGACUCCCGACUCCAGCUCCGAAGAAGCUGCGGUGAUGGACGAAAAGUCCAAGCUGUCACAAAUCGAGAACGGCGUUUCCAAUGCGCAUACCAUCAACAUCGACCCGAUCAAAGAGAAAGCUCUGGUCAGGAAGAUCGAUUGGCAUGUCAUCCCUCUGGUCAUGCUGCUUUACCUCAACUCCUUUAUCGAUCGUGUCAAUAUCGGAAAUGCUCGUCUCUAUGGGCUGGAGGAAGACCUCGGCAUGCAAGGCAAUCAAUACCAAAUCGCAGUCUCAAUUCUCUUCGUUACUUACGUUCUCGGAGAGCUGCCGUCAAAUCUCAUCAUGAAGAAGUACGUCCGCCCGUCGCGGUGGAUCGCCUGUAUAACUAUGGGCUGGGGUGUCGUAGCCACAUUCAGCGGCUUUACGCAGUCGUACGCCGGACUGAUCGUCUGCCGAUUGCUGCUUGGUCUUACCGAAGCUGGCCUCUUUCCUGGCAUGGUUGUGUACUUGACAUUCUGGUACACCAAGAGAGAACUUGCACUCCGAACAGCCUAUCUGUUCGUUUCAGCGGCCAUUGCUGGAUCGGUCGGAGGCCUGUUAGCCUAUGGCAUCGGGUUCAUGGACGGCCUUGCCGGCUACAGUGAUUGGCGAUGGAUCCUGAUCAUCGAAGGCAUACCGACUAUCAUCCUGGCCGUCGUAUGUUGGUUCUACCUCGCCGACGAAGGACACACUGCCUAUUUCCUUAAUCAGGAAGAGCGAGAUCUCGUGCUUGCUCGACGCGCUGCUCAGACUGGAGUCACGGAGACAUUCAGCUGGGAAGACUCUCGCAAAGCAUUGACAGACUGGAAGACGUACUUGUUUGCUGUGACGCAGUUCUGCGCCGCUUGUAUGCUGUACAGCUACAGCACGUUCCUGCCAACCAUCAUCUUGCAGAUCAUGCCCGAGGCUGGUCGCGCCACUACACAGCUGUUGACAAUGCCAUGCUACGCUGUCGGUGCUAUCGUCUACCUUUGCCUUGCUUGGCUCAGUGACAAGAAGCAGACGCGUGGACCUAUCGCCGCCUCUUGUGCUGCAGUCAGCGUCAUCGGAUACGGUAUCCUGCUGUCAAACGGCCCACCUGGUGUUCUCUACUUCGGCUGCUGCGUGGUUGCUGCCGGUAUCUACAUUGCUCUUGGUCUCAACAUUGCUUGGCUCAACACCAACAACCCGAGAUACGGCAGUCGGACCACAGCGUCUGGUACGCAGAUCAUGCUGGGCAACACCGCUGGUAUCGUAGCGCCUUUCCUGUACCCUACGGAAGACAGGCCCCGGUUCGUCAAAGGUCACGCUACUAAUCUGGGUCUGGUGGCGUUGGGUGUGCUCAUCUUUACGUUCUUCCAUCUGUACUUCUCGUGGGAGAACAAGCAGCGUAGGUUGGGGCGUCGUGAUCAUAAGAUGGAGGGCAAGACCGAGGAGGAGAUUCUGGCCAUGGGUGCUGAUAACCCUCGGUUCGUGUAUACUACUUGA